Molecule: messenger RNA, 2652 nt
Organism: Struthio camelus australis
Lineage: Eukaryota; Metazoa; Chordata; Aves; Struthioniformes; Struthionidae
Source: RefSeq, a predicted model, not a curated record
UUUUUUUUUUUUUUUCCCCUCCCUUUGGUAAAAGCCUUACGGCCGCAGGCGCGGAGAACACGAGGUCGCGGGGCUUUGAACUGUGAAGUCAGCCACGUAGGUUCACAUAACGCUAGGGACCAAAGACGUAUACAUAACACUUCCGUGGUGCUGGGACCAACCUUCUCAAGGAAGACUCUAAAAUACUAUUUUUUAUCUUCACCCUGCUUGUCCUGGGACUGACUUGUCUUUGGAGAAAAGUUCAACAGAGGAAAAAGAUUUUCACGUUGGAACCAUUAUAAAUAGAUUUAUUUAAAGAACUUGCUGCCUGGAGACACUUCUGCAGAGAUUGAGUCCUGCUUUUCACCUGUGUUCGCACUUCAGACUGUAAACAAUGAGUGAGUUCUGGUUGUGUUUCAACUGCUGUAUUGCAGAACAGCCUCAGCCUAAAAGACGACGGCGGAUUGACCGAAGCAUGAUUGGAGAGCCAACAAACUUUGUCCACACAGCUCAUGUAGGAUCAGGAGACCUGUUCAGUGGAAUGAAUUCGGUGAGCUCCAUUCAGAACCAAAUGCAGUCCAAGGGGGGCUACGGAGGUGGCAUGUCUGCAAACGUUCAGAUGCAGCUUGUAGAUACAAAGGCAGGAUAACCUUGGGGAAACCUUUCCAGUUUAUGUGAGUUCCUGUAUCUUCUUUCCUGUGUGCCCUUCUUUUGCCUUGGUGACUGCUUUCUGUGUUCAUGACAAGAGAGAAGUGAUGGCUCGUUGUUCACCCGUUGUGAUUACUCCAGUGAAAAGUUGCUGUUCUGCUCUGAUGAUGCCAUUUAUCAGAUUGGUCCUACCGUGCCUUUCGGUGGCAUGCACGCAUUGGCCUCUACCAGCACUAUGGACGUAGAGCUGUUUAGGAUUGUUUUUAGCUUUUUCUUUGUCUCUUUUUUAAAUUUUUUUUUUUUACUUUUUUGAUUUAAGGCGAAUUAAGGCAUCAACCGUAGCUUCCCUCAUCCCUCUCACAAAUACUAAUGCACAGCAUUCUGUUGUUCUUUAUUCUUUAAAUCUUUUCCUCCACUCAAGUAAUUUAGAAUUGAGUGAGUUUCCAUUAAUACUUUUAAUCGCUCAUUGUUCAUAUCCAUUUUUGAAAGGUCUGGGACCUGCAAGCACAAACGAUUGUUUCCUACAAAAUCAGCAGAGUAGAUGACCGCAUGCUUUGUGAAGUUGCUUUGUAUGGUGGCCCAUUCGGUGCCAGAAAAAAAAAUUGCUUACUGCGGACUGAUGAUACUGUUGCUGGUGAAAAAUUUAGCUGUGGCACCAAGUCAUGCCUGUUUCUGAAAGAGGACUUGUAACUUAGCUGCUUCAGAGUUAUGUCUUUAUUUUAGUUUUUAUCCAACUGGUCUUGAAAUAAUAAAGAGAGAGCUUGAAUUCAUAAGGCAUUUGUUGUAAAUGUUCAGUAUAUUUAUUUUGAAAGAGCUGACCUCGAGACUGUAAACCAGUGUAGUACCGUAUCUGCGUGUUGUGGAAGCGCUUUAGUCUAUUUAAAACAAGAAAAGCAUCAUGUUUGGCUGCUUCUUUUUCCUUUUUUUUUUUUUUUUUAAUUUUAGGCUGUACGGUCAUUCCCAGUAGCAGCAUGUCAAACUGCCUGCAAUAUAAGCUGAAGUUUAGUAGACCUCUCUAAGUAGUUGGCAGUUCCUGUGUACUAAAUAUUUAGGGGCCAUGGAAGUUGCUCAGAGCAACAUACUCAUCUGGCAGAACAGAUGCCAGUGAAAACAACAUACAGGGUGACUUUUUACUGUCAGUAAAAAGCCUUUUGCUCAGGUUCCAAAGCAUGUUUCUCUUUCACACGUUGUGAAAAUUGUAUUUUAAUAUUGCACUGUUUUCAGAUUAUGUCUGUAAAUGGUCCUUCUCUUUUUUUCUUCCUCGUUGGUGGUUUGAAACAAGUCAAUGGUUUGAAUCUUGAUUGAGUUUUAAUGUGGGGGGGAAAAACAUCAUCCUAUCAGAUAAGGACAACCGAGCUUAAUCAGAUUCAAUAUGACACAUAAACACAUGUGUUUAUAAAUAUAGAUUGCUGUCAUGAAUGAUUCUUUUCUUCCCAUCCUUUCCCUGAUUUCACAGUGCAACAGCUAUCAGGUUGAUUUAAACAUGUACAAACCUACUUACUCUCGUCUCCCAGUUCACAACCAGUGCGCCAAAUACAAUAGCCAUGGAGGUAGCUGGCCUUCCCAAAGUUGUAUUUGAGUGGCAGGUGUCAGUUAUCCGCUUGCAUGGUUCCAGUUAGCUUGGGGAGCCUUCACCGAUAAAGGUACUGAUUCGUGACGACACAAGAUCAGGAUGUUCAGUUGUCUGGGGUGCAUAAACACAUGGCAAGGCAGUGACUUUUUUUUUUUUUAGGGGUCAGCAUUUCCAAUGCCACUUUAUCAAAUGAGUCUUAAAUAUACUAUGAUUAUUACAAAAUGAUUUUAACUUUGUCAUCGGUUACUGCGGCUGAAAUUUGCUUGCUGAAACUAUCUUGCCUUUGUCAAAAUGUCUUCAGCUUAAUAGCCAGAAAAAAAUUUGACAUAUUUUUAUAACAGACAUACUUUUUUUGUACAUUGUGUUCAUUCUUGAAUAAAGUCAGUUCAGUGUUGGCUUGUAGAUAUUAAAAGGAAAGUAUUGACUUUGAUUCAAUAAAUGUUUUCUUUCAG